Molecule: messenger RNA, 1467 nt
Organism: Ostrea edulis (European flat oyster)
Lineage: Eukaryota; Metazoa; Mollusca; Bivalvia; Ostreida; Ostreidae
Exons: 2
Coding region: 114-1403 (429 amino acids)
Source: RefSeq, a predicted model, not a curated record
CUUGAGUACAUUGAGAAUUUUGCUAUAUAAAGCCAACGCUUUAAAAUUAUCACAAACCCCAGACCAGCUCUUGCUUGGUGGUAUUUGAAGAGUACUUCAACAAAAACUCAACCAUGAGGGUUAUGCGUCUGCUGUUGUUCGUGUUGGUGUUGCUUUUUAUCAGUGAUCUUCACGCUGACGUCGGGGACGACAUGGAAACAGCAACUACUGCUGUAAAGGCCGGGAUUGAGGCUACCAGCGCCAUCGGCGAUAUCGUGGAAGGCGUCAAAGUCCUUGCUAAGAUGUCCAAAUUCCUCGGCAAGAUUGCUCCCUUUUUGGCAGCCAUCGGUCCAAUCAUGGACAUCAUAACGAUGUUUCUUCCCAAACAAGAAGAUCCAACUUUAAAAUAUUUGAAAGAGCAAUUCUCCAAAGUGGACUCGAAUUUCAGAAAUAUGGAGAGACUUUUUGUAGAAGUCAAAAAUCUAGUCAGAGAAAAGGGUCUCAACGCACAGUUUUCAGAAAUUGAACAAAAUAUCCAUGCCUUGUCCUAUCGUCUUCAUAUGUUGAUGACAGCUCCGAAAGAUGCCGUUGAGGGUCAGAAGGCUCGUUUUAUCCAGGCUUUCGAAACCAGUUACCACAGUGCAGCAAAAAAAAUAUACGAUGCUAUAACAAAAGAGAGAGCGUUUACAGACAGUAUUCCAAAAGAAGCAAUGCAAUAUACAAGCAAUGACCGCAAGAAGGUUCAAAAGAUAAUGACUGGAAGUCUCGCCCUUCUUCUUUCAGCUGUUAAAGUCAACUUAGCCUACCUGAAAGUUACAAAGAAAGACGCCAGCUAUGAAAUGGAAAAAACUCAAAUGGAUAAAUUUAUCAGGGAAGCUGCACAGAAAAUCAAAGACGUGGAUACGGAAGUCACUAACAAAUGGACAACCCAAAGAUUCACAGAUUUGAAAGACCUUUCUGCACAAUACAAAGGUGAUAAUCACGGACAAUUUGCAAACCGAUUGUAUUCAUUUUAUACCGAAAAAUAUUACUGGAGAGAAUGGGUCGUUCUUGUAUACAACGAAAUGAAAAAAUCAUGGACAGGGAAGAAUGGACAUAUGUUUAAUCUAUGUGGAGGAGAUGAAUACCUGCAAAAGGACGGUAGAAAUGUAAUAACAUCGAGCGUACCAAAGGAAAAAUCCAAGAUUAACACUAGCCACUACAAAAGUAAAUUGGGAGGAGUUACAACUGAAAAUGUGGUCUGGGGGGUCCAUUAUUGCUGGAGCACAACCAGUGUGCUAGACCAGAUCAAAAAGUUUGCCGGCGGUUCUGAUGUGUGCAUGCGAGCUGUUGUAUCCGAUAGAGAGGGCACAAGCGUAAGUGCCGCGCCUGGUCGCUUAUCUUCCAAAUGGAAAUAUUUCUUUAACAUGUACGUUUUUGGUUGAUGAAAUACACGUCAGCAUGUUAUUGCCGAGUUAAACAGAAUUAAAAUGAUAAAAAAAAUUCAAA